AUGACUCACACUGGCAUCUACGAGUUCGGAUCAUUGUCCAAGUCACACGAGCUGCAAAUAUCGGCUCGAGUGUCGUGUGCAAACCCUCAGUGGCCCCGGAUAAUACUUCAACCAGCAACGCGUCGCUUGGGCAACCUUUGUGGCCAACGCACACUCCAUUUGCAUUACGCCCGGACCGCACGCAGUAUGUCGCUCGCCUUUGUCACCUUGGAUGUCUUCACGACAGACGCCUUCCGAGGCAAUCCCCUGGCGGUCUGCCAAGUCCCCGCUGCUGUGACCAUUUCGCAGCAGCAGAAGCAGCUCAUCGCCCGCGAGUUCAACCUCAGCGAGACUGUCUUUCUUCAUGAGCAGACUCCGGCCGACAUUGAGGCCGGCGAGGCCCGGAUCGACAUCUUCACCCCAUUCGCGGAGCUGCCUUUUGCUGGCCAUCCCACCGUCGGCACCGCAAACUUGCUGCAGCACUACCUGAAAACCAGCACGGCCACGGCUCUCCGGGCCAAGGCCGGGCUCCUGCCGUUCGCCUCCGUGUCGGUGUCAGGUGGGACCGGGAUCCAGCUUGGCGUCGCGCACAACGUGCACAUCCAUGACAAGCCCUUCCGGGACCGGCCUUUUGGAGACUUGCCGGUAGUCAGCAUCGUCCGUGGCAUGACAUUCAUUCUCGCCCUGAAGCAGGAUCUUGCAGCCCUCGCCGAGCCGACCGAGGCCCUGCUCGGCUCGGCCAAGGUCUACGGGAGCGCCCACUUCCUCGACGAAGGGUGGCAGGUUGGACACAUCCCGACGUACUUCUACGUCGACAUGGGCCUCUCCGAGGACGGCAAGACGAGACUCCUGCGGACGCGGACCUGGUCGGUGCGGGAAGAUCCAGCGACGGGCAGCGCCGCCAGUGCCCUGUGUGCAUACCUCAGCCUGACAGAGCGAGAUGGGGGGCUGGUGCGGAAAUAUCACCUCACGCAGGGGGUGGAGAUGGGGCGGGAGAGCCACAUCUACGUCGAGGUCAAGCUCAAGGAGGGCGGCGAUGCCAUCUCGGAGGUGCUACUUUCCGGCUCAGCUGUCAAGGUGAUUGAGGGCAGAAUCCCAAUCCCACAAGCGUGA
Messenger RNA from Microdochium trichocladiopsis, 1092 nucleotides. RefSeq lists its product as uncharacterized. Bases 1 to 1092 code for a protein of 363 amino acids. Gene Ontology annotation, molecular function: isomerase activity. The transcript has a single exon. Gene Ontology annotation, biological process: biosynthetic process. Gene Ontology annotation, cellular component: cytoplasm. NCBI's taxonomy places the organism in Eukaryota, Fungi, Ascomycota, Sordariomycetes, Xylariales, Microdochiaceae. The record is from RefSeq and is a predicted model, not a curated record.